Messenger RNA from Seminavis robusta, 2157 nucleotides. The record is from the annotation of a GenBank genome assembly. Lineage: Eukaryota; Bacillariophyta; Bacillariophyceae; Naviculales; Naviculaceae.
AUGAAACUCACUAACGGCACUACUACGAAAAAGAAACGAAUGAGCAAACCGCUUCCACUGAAGCAACGGACGUCCAGUGUCGAUGCUCGUCGAGACUACAAUGCCGAAACAUGGUACUCGGUGCUCGGAUUGCUCAAGGUGCGGGAAUACAUUAUCACGGUGGACCAUUUCUCCAUUUGGCGGCGCCACUUGGCUUGGGCCAUGGAAAAUGGAAAAAGUCUACGAGACCACAUGACACAGCGAUACUCCUCUAGCAUGGUAUUCAUGUCAUUGCUGCUUUCCACAGAACUCAAUAUUCUAUUCAAUUCAUCCGUCAUUACCACCAACAUGAGGCGGUCUCUACAGAAUGAAGAAUACUGGAGGGUCGAAUUCUGGAUUGGAAUUACCAUUAUAUUCUCGGCGGUUCUGACGUUGCUCGGUCUCAUUUCCACUUACACUGCCUGGUCCAUGGUCAGUUGCGUCGACCCCAGCAAUGCCCACUGCGUCUUUCGAUCCAGCAUUGGACAGUACGUGGCAGAAUUGCCGGGAAGACUCAUUGUCGGAUCCAUCUACACGUUUCUCCUAUGGGUCAUGAUGUUCUUUUUUGUAUUGCUGCCCAUUGGAUAUUGGAGCAUUGCGCUAGCCAUCGUGUCCUUUUUACUAUUUGCCCAUACCAUUUGUGUACUCAGCGCCUUUGGACGUAUCAUUAUGCACAGUGGGGCCAUGGGACAUGAAAAAAUAUUUGAACAAAACUACGAACGUGGUCUAUUGCCACAUAGUUUGCAUGCCCACCUAUUGGCCAAGGCACGGGCCAACUUGUCCAAGAAUACAAGUAUUCUACGACAGUAUCGAGGCCAGUCGCGACCCAUUGAUGGAAUGAUCUUUUCCGACGAAGAAGAGGAAGCAGACUUGUCGGAUUCCUACCGAUCUUAUCAACCACAACCCUACCAUCGACAGAGCCAAGAUGGGGAUAGUAUUACCCAAGCCUUGACAGAACGGACUUCCUUUGAUACGGGAUACGGAUACACGGAUGGCUAUCGCGACUCGUCCAUGGGAAGUUAUGCUUCGAAAGGCAGCAGCAACAACAACAAUCCGUAUUACUAUGAUGACGACGGCCCUCCUCCUUCGUCCGAGCCGAGAAGACGUGCGGACUCAACGGUCCGAUUUGCCGACGAAGUUGACAUGGUAACGUCGUCUGCACGAAAGAACGAUACUAGCAAUCCACAGACCAGCGAUUCCAUGAUCCCCGAAGUGGACACUCCCGUUUCAACUAGAUCCUCCCCAGGUUCUGCGUUUGAGUCCAAGUCAGCCACCGCAAAGCAUCCAAGUGAAACCCUUCGUCCCGGGGUUGUGCGGCGCGAUCGGUCCAACACUACCGCCACAGACGGCGACUUUGAAGAAAUGAUGAUGUUUGGAAACAAGACGCCCCGGAGGUCACCUCCGCCACCCAUACCCAAGGUUCCUGUUCCAGCUCGGGCUGGAUCCGAAGGUUCCAACAAUCCGCAGGACUUGCGCGUCUCUACUGCUCGACCACCCAUUGAUGCAACGAGGUCCUACAGCAACCCGGACAGGCGACCCACGCCGCCUGGACUCUCCGUGUUGGAGAAUGCUGCCAAAUUGCAGCGACAGUGGCGAAACUCGUACCCUGGACCGGGUGAACGAGGAUUGCCCCCACCGUCACCGCCGAGUAGGAGACCGCUGCGUUCCCAGUCACCCGUGGAAAGUGAAGCAAGCUUGCAGCAAUUAUGGGUCAGUUCGAGUCCCCAAAAUAUUGCGGAUGUGCGAAAGGACUAUCCAGUACAGCAACAACAUCAGCAGCCAACGACGAGAAUUAGCCCCGUGAACGGUGCUCCUCCCCAAACUAGUAACUAUCGUGCCAAGACGAGAAUGGAGUCUCCUCCUCCUCCUCCCCCGCCACUCCCACCGGACAUUACGACUACCAUGACGCCCGUGUCUUCGUCGGGUGCCUUGUCAUCGGGAGGCGACACCAACGCAGGAACGUCCCUCUCGGAAGAGGAGGAAGAGGCAUUUGCAAGAGAUUAUGGCUUUGACGCGGAGGAUCCCUGGCCGCAAUCCACCGAAACUGCGAGCCUUUUGCAUGGUCCAGACCGAAUCUCUCAGAGUUACAUGUCUGUGGGCGAUACGAACGAUCCGACGACGAGGCAGAGACAUGGUUGA